AAGGAGCAGGCUGAGGUAUAUGAGUUUUUAAACUGCAAAAGUGGUUGCUUACCCAAGUACCAAGUUCCAUAAUUACUGAUCUCCAUUUUCCUCAUUUCCAGAGAUCUGACAAGUUCUGUAAAGUCUUUAAAAAGAAUUCAAAUUCAGGAAGGGAUUGACGCUGACAUUGGAACUACCAUCACCAUGAAUGUUGCUGAAUUCCGAAAGAGAGGAAAAGAAAUGGUGGAUUAUGUGGCAGACUACAUGGAGGGAAUUCAUAGACGUCAGGUUUAUCCAGAUGUGGAGCCAGGCUAUCUGAGGCCCCUGAUUCCCGACUCUGCACCCCAGGAACCAGAAACAUUUGAAAACAUCAUGAAGGAUAUUGAGCAGAUAAUCAUGCCAGGGGUAACCCACUGGCACAGCCCCUACUUCUUUGCCUAUUUCCCCACAGCCAGUUCAUAUCCAGCCAUGUUGGCCGACAUGCUGUCAGGUGCCAUAGGCUGCAUUGGCUUUUCCUGGAUUGCAAGUCCUGCUUGCACAGAGCUCGAGACAGUGAUGUUGGAUUGGCUGGGGAAGAUGAUCAAUCUGCCAGAAGCAUUUUUAGCUGGAAGAGAUGGAGAAGGAGGAGGAGUGAUUCAGGGAAGUGCCAGUGAAGCCACCUUGGUGACCCUGCUAGCUGCUAGAACUAAGGUGAUUCGACAACUACAGGCCAAAUCUCCAGGACUGACUGAGGGAGCCAUCAUGGACAAGCUGGUGGCCUAUGCGUCCGAUCAAUCCCACUCAUCAGUGGAAAGGGCUGGAUUAAUUGGUGGUGUGAAGUUAAAAAUGAUACCUUCAGAUGACAAAUUUUCUCUGCGAGGUUCAGCCCUACAGAAGAUCCUGGACGAAGACAAAGCCGCUGGCCUUAUCCCGUUCUUUGUGGUUGCUACACUUGGAACUACUCCUUGCUGUUCAUUUGACAAUCUAUUAGAACUGGGUCCUAUUUGUAAUAAGGAGAAUAUUUGGAUGCACAUUGAUGCAGCCUAUGCAGGAAGUGCCUUCAUCUGCCCUGAAUUCCGGCAUUUUCUGAAUGGAGUUGAGUUUGCAGAUUCUUAUAACUUCAACCCUCACAAAUGGCUUUUAGUGAAUUUUGACUGCUCUGCCAUGUGGGUGAAAAAAAGAGCAGACUUGAUAGGUGCCUUUAAGCUGGAUCCUCUUUACCUACAGCACCAUAACCAAGAAUCUGGUCUUGUCACUGACUAUCGGCACUGGCAGAUACCUCUAGGUCGGAGGUUUCGCUCUCUGAAAAUGUGGUUUGUGUUUCGGAUGUAUGGUGUGAAGGGACUACAAGCAUACAUCCGCAAGCAUGUAAAACUCUCACAUGAGUUUGAAUCUUUGGUGCGCCAGGAUUCCCGAUUUGAGAUCUGUGCUGAAGUUGUCCUGGGGCUGGUGUGUUUCCGAAUAAAGGGGUCUAAUGAGCUGAAUGAAAUGCUUCUUGAAAGAAUAAACAAAGCCAAAAAAAUCCACUUGGUCCCAUGUCACCUCCAAGAUAAGUUUGUGCUACGCUUUGCCAUCUGUUCUCGCACAGUGGAGUCCAUCCACAUUCAGCAGGCUUGGCAGCAUAUUACAGAGCUGGUAGCUGAGCUGUUAAAAGAAGGAAAAGAGCAGAAAAUGAACUAGUAAUUGCAGAGACAAAGAGAUGGAACAGAAUACAUAUAUAUCAUAAUUAUAAAGUAGAAAUCAUCAUGACUACAUAAUAAUAUAAGGAAGACCAAGAUUUUCUCUGAAGUUGCCCAAAGACAUCAACUUAGAUGUAUUAUUCAUUUAGGAAAUGGUAGUAAAAAUGGAUUUAUUUUUAAUUUACAUAAGAUUUUUGGUUUGGUUCUGAUGUUUCAUCAAAAAUUAGAUUAUGCUCUAAAUGUAACUAAAAUGACAAACUAUACACAAAACUAUGUAUUAUUAUACAUAUAUUAUGUAUUAUACACUGUUAUUAGUAUUAUGCAUUACACUUAUAAAAUAUGUUUUAAAUUAUCUCUAAGUUAAUUGUGCUGCGGUAUUUGGUAAAGACUUAUUAAAAGGGUAUCCUGGGCAAAUUGUGUUUAUGUGACAUGACAUUGUAUCUAUAGACUUUUGGAGUAUUUUUUGAUGUGACUAUAUGUUUAAUAAACCACUAUGACAUGUCACCAUAA
Messenger RNA from Monodelphis domestica (gray short-tailed opossum), 2147 nucleotides. RefSeq names its product dopa decarboxylase (gene DDC). Gene Ontology annotation, biological process: serotonin biosynthetic process; amino acid metabolic process; carboxylic acid metabolic process. The record is from RefSeq and is a predicted model, not a curated record. Gene Ontology annotation, molecular function: aromatic-L-amino-acid decarboxylase activity; pyridoxal phosphate binding. Gene Ontology annotation, cellular component: cytoplasm. NCBI's taxonomy places the organism in Eukaryota, Metazoa, Chordata, Mammalia, Didelphimorphia, Didelphidae.